AUGAUUUCAACUAAAAUAAUAAUUUUUGGUAUACUUGUGGUUUCUAUUUCUUCAAGUAGCCCAGUAGUGAAUGGUAGGAAUGGAAUAUUUAUGCCUUUCAGUGAAACUUUGGAUACUGUAGAAAAUGUCAUAACAAAUGUAGCUAAAUCUAAAGCUGUCACUCCAGUUGCUCCGGAUUCUGGCCGGACUAAAGCAGUUUUAGAAUCUCUAUCAAGAGAAUCUCUUCCUCUUCAAAUUGAUAAUAAAUACGGUAAUCUACAAGAAUUUGUUGCAAAUAUAUUUAAACCUCAACCAAUCGUUGAUACAUCUCGAGAAUAUGAAAAAUAUGGAAACGAUGCUGAAAAAUCAAGAAAAUUAUCAACUGCGAUUAUUGCGGGUUACGAAGGUUUUUCUAACAUCUUGAACACCGCCGUUGAGGUGCCAUUUAUUAAAGCCAAACAAUUCGGAAAGACAUUGACCACAUCGUUAAAUACUAUUGGGGACAAAUUAGUAGGAUUAUCCUGAAUAAAAAGUAGAAAUUUACACUGUAAAUUAUAUUGUUCUGUAACUUUAUUAUAAUAUAUUUUUAUUUAUUACAAACAUGA
Molecule: messenger RNA, 584 nt
Organism: Diorhabda sublineata
Lineage: Eukaryota; Metazoa; Arthropoda; Insecta; Coleoptera; Chrysomelidae
Exons: 3
Coding region: 1-504 (167 amino acids)
Source: RefSeq, a predicted model, not a curated record